AUGGAUGAAAAAAUAAUACGAAAGAAAUUCUACAGCUCCAGCAAAAAAUACAACUAUAGAAAUACGAAACCUUACGGAAAGAUCGUAUUAACUUUGCAAAAUUGUCUUUUACCCGAAGAAAAGCUUAAUUCGACGCCGUCUCAUUUAGACGGUUUGGAUGCUGAAACCGAAACUGAUCUAAGGAUAUUAGGAUGCGAACGUAUACAAACAGCUAGUAUUUUGCUGAAACUACCGCAGGUUGCAAUGGCUACAGGACAAGUAAUAUUUCAACGAUUUUAUUACCUAAACUUAGUUAGACAUAAUAUGGAAACAACAAUGGGUUGUGUUUGUUUAGCUAGUAAAAUUGAAGAGGCACCUAGACGUAUCAGGGAUGUUAUUAAUGUAUUUAAUCAUAUAAAACAAGUUCUCCAGUCAAAAACCGAUACACCAGUGAUCCUUGAUCAAAAUUAUGUAGCUUUAAAGAAUCAAGUGAUUAUCGAGAGAAGAGUAUUGAAGGAAUUAGGCUUUUGUGUUCAUGUAAAACAUCCCCACAAAAUUAUUGUUAUGUAUUUACAAGUAUUAGGAUAUGAGAAAAAUCAUGCUCUAAUGCAACAAUGUUGGAAUUAUAUGAAUGAUUCCUUAAGAUCUGAUGUAUUCUUAAGACAUCAGCCUGAAACAGUCGCCUGUGCAUGCGUAUAUUUGGGAGCAAGACAACUUCAACUACCUUUGCCUACUUCACCUGCUUGGUUUUCCCUUUUUAAAGUUAACGAAGCGUCAAUUAGAGAUGUUUGUCGUCGUAUAUUACGACUAUAUUUUCGACCUCGUGUUAAACCAGAACAGUUAGAGAAACGCGUAGAAGAACUUCGCCGCCAAUACGAAGAAGCUAGAACGAAAGCAAGAGGGGGAGAUGUUGAUAGUCACACACCAAGUCCACCACUGCCUAAACAUCAUAAUGCGUGGGGCGGAUUUAUUAGCCGUAGCGGUACACACGCGGCACCCGAACGUACAAAGUCUCCUAGGCGCUCAAAGUCCCCAAGUACUUCACCAUCUAGGGGUGAAGGAACAAAACAUUCCAAGAGAAAGAAACAUAGUAGAAGCAGAUCUCGCAGUCAUAGUCAUGGACGUUCUCGGAAACCGAAGAAGGCUCAACGAAGGCGAUCUGGCAGCCAUAAAUCCUCCCGUAGUCGUUAUAGAUCGCGUAGUCGAUCUCGGGAUAGAGAUGUAGAAAAAUCAAGUAAACAUCGCAGCAAACACAGACGGCAUUGAGCUGUUCAAUGUAUAAAAUAUUGUUUAAAGCAUUACGAGUGGCACUGCAAUCACGUUAGCAGUUGGAUCCAUUUUAUAUAAUAUAAUAUGGGGCCUUUUUUACCUCUGUUAAUUAAUAUGCAACUUGAACAGGACAAUUCAUUUCUACUGUAUGAUACAUAUCUUGAGUUAUAAUAAUUUAAAAAUGAUAACAGUAGAUUUAAAACAAAUUAUUUCUAAAAACAUUAAGUCGAAAGUACCUCAAGAAAAGCGGUACAUUACCGAAAGAAAAAUAUUACAAAUAACGAUACUUAAGAAGGCGUGUAUUUAAUACAAAUACAACUUGAAAAUAAAGUUUUAUAUUCAUGUA
Messenger RNA from Osmia bicornis bicornis, 1594 nucleotides. Its product is annotated as cyclin-L1. Lineage: Eukaryota; Metazoa; Arthropoda; Insecta; Hymenoptera; Megachilidae. Gene Ontology annotation, molecular function: cyclin-dependent protein serine/threonine kinase regulator activity. Gene Ontology annotation, biological process: regulation of transcription by RNA polymerase II. The record is from RefSeq and is a predicted model, not a curated record. Gene Ontology annotation, cellular component: nucleus.